UUAGAUAUCAGGUAGAAUCGUUUGCCGUCAGUCAUACACACAGGUCACGAGUUACCUUUUGGACUCUUGAUCAGACAAUAACAGCAACAACAGCGAUAUAGAAGUGAUCCAAGACGUUGGACAACAAAAGUUUGAAACUUUGGCGUUGUACGUUACACUACCCAUGGAUACUCCGAACUGUGAUGGCUCGCGAAGCUACGAAUCGAUUUAUUCAAGGAGUGGUCAGUACCCCAGAGACAGAGAAGUACACCAUAACGCCGCGUAUGACUCAACUCACGAUUAUGAGGAAUUACCAAGUGUAGGGGUGGAAAGUAAAGAACAAGGCCCUAGACGUAAAGACAAUGAUUUAUAUGAACCAACCGGGCCUCUGAAGCAGCGCGUGAGACAAAUCACUGAAUGUUCAGACGAUUUAAGCGCACUGUCAGUGUGCAGUGCAAGUGGCUUCCCUUCUUGGAAGAAAGACAGCUGUCUAAGCAAAUUAAUACUCUUCCUUAUUCUUGCCUUUUCUGUAGCAGCGCUUGUAUUAGUGAUUUUAAUUAUUUACGGCACAUUGGGUCCAAAGUGUGGCUGCAAAGAUUUCAACACAGGAACCAAGCCUGAUACACCGAGACCAGAAAUGCAGAGUUCUGUGCAGAGCUUGCUGAGCAGAAUUGAGGCUUUAGAAAAUGAGAUGUCAACCAUGAAAAGUAAAAUGGAGGCGAAAGAUAACGCAUUGGAAAAUUUUGUCACGAGACAUGAGAGUCAGGUUGAAGUUCUGCAGAACCAAGUCAACAAGACUGCGACCAAGGUUGCCACUGUGGAUAGUGUUUGGGUGAAGAUGCACAGUUCACAUGAAGCCUUUGAGAAAAAAUUGGAUUCUGAAUUCAAACAACUAAACGAGUCCGUAAAGAAACUGACUAACCAAGAUACUCGGAUAUCAUCAGAUGUGGAGGAACUUCGAAAAAAUCAGGUGAUAACAGAGAGGAUGAGCGAAAGGUUAGCGAUCAAUGUUACCAAUGUCGAGUCUUCUGUUCGAGAACUGAGGAAGACUAACAUCAGCAGCCGGGUGGCGAGUCUUGAGAGAGGAUAUACCCGGAUGAACAACGCGAUGAGAACACUUCAAGCAAUCGAUACUGCGCAAAACGCUUCACGGCAACGACUUCAUUCCCUGCAAAAACGUUUACGAGCCUCUUUGACGGCAGUGAACGCAACGUUAAAUGACAAGAUAAAAAAACUGGAUGCCAUUAGCGACAAGCAGCAAGGCGUAAACCUUAGCCUGUGUAAAUACGAAUCUUCUGAGGGUACUCCGAACACAGUUAAAGCGAAUUCUGGUUCAAGCUCAGUCUCCUACCUGUUGCCACAGGGUAUGCGAGUAAUGGGUGUCACUUGUUCUACAGAUAAGGCAAGAUUUUACACAUUAGAAGAGCUUCCGGGUAAUGGCUUCAAGUGCGUGUGUAAACAUCUGUCCCCUGUGUUUGGGACGGGUGGGACGACUGGAACUCAGAUGUGGUGUAAAAUACACGUAUGGCAAUGUCCUAUAUGA
This is a messenger RNA of Pocillopora verrucosa, 1522 nucleotides long. RefSeq names its product calcium-binding and coiled-coil domain-containing protein 2. NCBI's taxonomy places the organism in Eukaryota, Metazoa, Cnidaria, Anthozoa, Scleractinia, Pocilloporidae. The record is from RefSeq and is a predicted model, not a curated record.